UCUGUUUUGGAUGGGAAGCGCAACAUUUUCUGAGCUGCUGACUCCCACGAGGGUUAAAUGUUUCUGUCCCUAGAGCAGUUUACUCGACAUAGAUGAAAAAUCUGGGUCUUCUGUUGAGGAAAGGACCUUCAUAACCAGGAAACAUCUUUCUGCUCUACUUGCUGCUGUGUAGGUCCAUUCCUUUGGAAUUCAGUGAACAUGGGGCCAUCGAAUGGAGAUGAGAAGGAGACGAGCGUAAUCCUGAUCAGCGAUGAUGAAGCCGAGAACACGCUUGGGAAUUCUGUUGUGUUAGUAGAUCCACUGGAGAAGACCGUUGUGGAAGAGGAGAAAUCUGGCGAGGUUGUGGAUGAAGAAUGUGAACUAAUGGUUACUUUCUGUAAACAAGCCAAAGUUAUGCCUCAUGCAAGAUACGACUGUACAGUGCAUCCAUUUGAGCGAAUGGAAUGUGAUACGUGUUCACCGCUUGGAAAAAAUGCUGAUAUUUGUAAUGAGUGUUACUGCUACAUUUGUGAUAAGCUAGCUUCUGAGUGCCAGAACUGGACGACCCCUUCCCUGUGUCAUUGCAAUGCCCACAACAAAAGCAAAUUCUGGAAGGACCAGCGUGAUUUCGCCUUGGCCGGUGUUCUUGUAAUGUUCAAUUUGGAGCUCUCAGACAUAGACGCGGACCUCCGGCACGGUGGAAGUCUUCUAAUAAAUUUUAUCCAUGAGCUUUCUGUGGAAUAUAAUAAGUAUUUGACUGGAGAAAGAAUGCCUCCCAAACAACACGAAUGCUUUUGUUUUCCAAAACUGCCACCUGGGCAAUGCAGUAUCUGUAAAUCUCGCCAUACGGAGGUUGUGUACAAGUAUUCUGGAGUUUUUGCACUGGUAACGAGGUUUUUGAAUCAGGCAGAAAGAGAAAAUCCUAAAGCUGCUGCUGUCAUGUUUCUGGGAGCAGCUAAAGAGAUAGCACUUCAUAAAGACCCUGCUUUAAACUGGCAGAACCUUGGUCAGACUGCUUCGCUGAAGAUUGCUGUCCCUUGUCUGCUGCAAAGGAUCACGACACAACUUCAAAGGAUGCUGGUGUUAUGUGACUUCCCAAAAAGCUUGUAUGAAAAGUUUGUUAACUUUUUUCAGUCCAUAUCGCUUCCAUGUCACUGUUUUGGCUUCUCAAAUAGCUUAAAUGUUGUACCAUGGGACCAUGGAUUACUGACCACUGUUUUAAAAGGCCAGAACAUUACUGGCCAAAGAACACAGAAAGGAAGAAAAGUAUUUCUUUGGGAAACACUCCCUGUUAUACAGGCUCGAGUGGAGAAAUUGAUAGAUAAAGCAAACUAUAAAGAAGUUGUUCGCUACCUGAGAGCUGUGAAAUGCAAUGAUAGUCAAGGGUUAAGAGACCUUAGAGAUAAAAUCCCGUUUUAUCUGUGUAAAACUGGGGACUUCCUUGAUGCUGCACAUUCCCUGUUGUUUCCAGUCAACAGCCUUGCGUGCUGCACUGCCUGCCGACUAACGCCACUGCAGUUUGAAAACUACCUAAAGAUGUUCAGAACAGGCAGUGUCCCCAGUGGAAAGGAUUUUCAAGACUCUGGGUCCUGGAUUACAGUUGGACCUCCUUUGAAAGAUGGUGUUCUAAUUAAGCAGGCACUCAAGCUGCUUUACAGCAAUCUCUUGCUAUACAGAAAUCCCAAAUGCUGGAGUUCUCUCAUCAUGAUUUUGGGCAGCAGUCGUUUGCUGGGAAAAAAUGGAUACCUACAUCCCUUGUCACUGAAGGAGCCACCACUGGAAUUCCAAGAGGAGGUGCUGGCUGCCAGUGGUCAUCUUCUGGAUGAACUGAAG
Tinamus guttatus (white-throated tinamou) is the source of this 1812-nucleotide messenger RNA. The record is from RefSeq and is a predicted model, not a curated record. Lineage: Eukaryota; Metazoa; Chordata; Aves; Tinamiformes; Tinamidae.